Molecule: messenger RNA, 3583 nt
Organism: Ficedula albicollis (Collared flycatcher)
Lineage: Eukaryota; Metazoa; Chordata; Aves; Passeriformes; Muscicapidae
Product: ADAMTS-like protein 2
Exons: 20
Coding region: 1-3204 (1067 amino acids)
Biological process (GO): extracellular matrix organization
Cellular component (GO): extracellular matrix
Molecular function (GO): metalloendopeptidase activity
Source: RefSeq, a predicted model, not a curated record
AUGAGAAGGCAGCUGCUACCUGUGACAGGAGUCCCCCUGCUGACAUCGCUGUCUUUCCUCUGCCCUCCCUCCACCUUGAGGCUGAAACCCUCGGCUGAUGGGGGUGUGAGGAUGCACGAAGAGGGUCCCAGCAUCACCCGAGGGACCGCGGGGCGCGGCGCCUCUCCCUGCCUGGGGGUUCGCCCGAAGCUGCCCACCGCGUUCAUCCCUCCACGCUCGUCCCUAGCAGAAGGAGGCAUCCAGGUGACAGGACAGCUGCCUUUGAGGAGCCAGGCUCUCCAGCUAACAAUGCUCUGUUUCUGUCAGGACAGCAGUGAGGCAGCAGAUGGAGCUGGUGCCUGGGAUGAAGAAGUCACCAAGUGGUGGGGAGAGUGGAGCUCCUGGUCCACCUGCUCGCGGUCCUGCGGAGGGGGCGUGAUGUCCCGGGAGAGGCACUGCCUGCGACAGAGGCUCCAGAUGCCCCAGGGAACAAACAGCACCAUGUGUGUUGGUCAAGCCAAGCACUACCAGCUGUGCCAGCAGCAGCCCUGCCCAGCCAACACAGCAAGCUUCAAACAGCAGCAGUGCUCCAGUUUCAAUGCCAAAGCCUUUGGGAAGCGCUAUUACCACUGGAUGCCCCUCUACCCAGAUGACUACACCAGUAUCUCCAACAAGCCGUGUGACCUCCAGUGCACCACCCGGAGUGGAGAGAGGCAGCUGAUGGCCCGAGCACAGGAUGGCACCUCCUGCAAGGACAGGACCUAUCAAGGGGUCUGCAUCAAUGGGAAGUGUGAGCCAGUGGGGUGCGACGGGAGGCUGUACUCGCCCCGGACGAUGGACAGAUGCAGGGUGUGUGGAGGGGACGGCAGCACUUGCCACCGUGUCUCGGGCACCUUCCGAAGGGCAAUCUCACAGAUAGGUUACGUGUUCAUCACCAACAUCCCUGCUGGUGCCACGGACAUCCUCAUCAUUGAGCGCAGGAAAACAGAGAACAUCCUGGCACUUGCAGAUGAAUCCGGGCAUUUCUUCUUCAAUGGCAACUCCGGCAUUGACAACCCUCAGAACUUCAGGGUAGCUGGCACCAUCUUCAAGUACCGGCGGCCCUCGAGCCUGACCUCGGAUGGGCUGGAGUAUAUCAUAGCCCAUGGGCCCACUAACCAGUCUCUGAAUGCCAUGUACUAUAACUUUAAUGGGAAAAUGCCUCACAUAACUUAUGACUACACUGUCCCACGGACACCGCCUCUCCGAACUGCAGCCCCUGCUCUUGCCAGGCCUCUCUACCACCACCUACCAGAAACCAGCCAGAGCCAUCCCAUUCCAGCCAACUCCAGAGCUGCCCAGGACUCCAAUGCCACAUGGCUCUCCCUGUCACCAGAUGACACCAGUGAACAGCUUCCUCUAAGGGAAGGGCAAGAAGAUUUAGACUUUGGCCCCCCGCACUUCUUCCAGACCAACUCUACCAGUCAGACCCAGGACUGGGGCUGGGAACAAAGUGAAGAGAAGAAGUAUGACUUUCAGAUCAGACAGGUCUACCAUGCAAACACAGCAGGAGAGGAAGAGGAGGAGGAAGCAGCAGCAGUUGGUGAAGAAACAGAGUUGGCUGUCAGGUUCAACCAGAUCUCCAUCAGCACGGCCGUGCCCUACAGCAGGAGGAGAGCCGAGCUGUCGGAGAGCAGCCGUGUGACAUCCUCCAGGCUCCGUCUCCUCAGGCGCCUCUGCCACCGGGACCCUCACAACGCUGCCUUUUGCAGGGAGCUGCGGCCCCUGGCAGCCAGGCUGGCCCCCAGGAACUCCACAGCAGGGCUCUGGCCCCGCUGGCCACAGGGCCUCCACAGAGCCCUGGCUCGCAAGAACUCGCUGGAGGACCUGAAGGUGGAGGCGUUUGCUGGGAGUCAGGGGGCAGCAGCCAACUCCAGCGUGAUGGCAUCCGUGGAGAGCCCUCUGCUCGGGGCCAGCCCGAGCACCAACAUCAGCCAGGCAGAGCCUCUGCGAGCCCCUGGCACCGAAAGCAAUGAGUUCGACGUGAGCCCCGUGGACCAUGAUGACAUCAGCUUGGCUGACAUGUAUCGGUGGAAAGUCUCAGCUUAUGCCCCCUGCAGCUCCACCUGCACUUCAGGUAUCAGCACCUCCUAUGCGAUGUGCGUGCGCUAUGAUGGAGUGGAAGUGGAUGAAUCCUACUGUGAUGCCCUGACCCGACCAGAACCUACUCACGAAUUUUGCACAGGGAGAGACUGCCAGCCUAGGUGGGAGACCAGCCGGUGGAGCGAGUGCUCCCGGACCUGCGGCGAGGGCUUCCAGUACCGCACCGUGCGCUGCUGGAAGAUGCUGGCGCCGGGCUUCGACAGCUCCGUCUACGACGAGCUCUGCGAGGCAGCGGGGCUGGCCAGGCCCAUGGAGAGGAAAGCCUGCAAGAACAAGGCCUGUGGGCCCCAGUGGGAGCUCUCCGAGUGGUCUGAGUGCUCGGCGCGGUGCGGCACGCCGGGGACCAUGAAGCGGGAGGUGCGCUGCUCGGUGGAAGCUCCCCUGUGCGACGAGUCCCGCAAGCCCAGCAGCGAGAAGCCGUGCGCGGGCCCGCCCUGCGACCGCCGCUGGACCGCCUCCAACUGGGGCCCCUGCUCAGGUUCGUGUGGAGAGGGACGCAUGAGCCGCUUCAUCGCGUGUCGCAACCUGGAGGGCAAGGUGAUCUCCAGCUCGCAGUGUGACCUGGCCACCAAGCCCCUGGCUGUCCACCCGUGUGGAGACAAGAACUGCCCCGCACACUGGGUGGAGCAGGAGUGGGAGCAGUGCGAUGCCAGCUGUGGGCGAGGGAUGAAGACCCGGCUGGUGCUGUGCGUGGGCCUGGAGAACGGGCUGUACAGAGAGUACCCUGAGAAACGCUGCCAGACCUCUCCAAAACCUGAGCAACAAGCUGCCUGUUUCAGGAGGCCGUGUUCAACGUGGUUCACCACCUCCUGGUCCCAGUGCAGCAAGACGUGUGGAGCUGGCGUGCGACUGCGGGAGGUGAAGUGCUACCAGGGGGAAGCACUGGCUCAGGGCUGUGACCCCUCUGCCAAACCAGAGGCCAGGCAGACGUGCCAGCUCCAGCCGUGCCCCACGGAGGCACCAGAAGAUGCCUGUGAAGACAAAGCGACGGCCAACUGUGUGCUGGUGCUGAAGGUGAAGCUGUGCUCGCACUGGUACUACAGGAAGGCCUGCUGCUGGUCCUGUCGCCUCAAGUCACCCUGAGCGCUGCCAGGCCAAACUUUCCUUCCAAGUUCAGGGGCAGCAGCCCCCUUGAGCCAGACUUUCCACUUGAAGCCACCCCACUUGGCUUGGCUGUGGAGCCAGUCCCUGUAGAGCAGCCUGCUCAGCGAGGAAGGGUUCCUACGACUUAGUCAUCACUGUUCCCUCUCCACUGAGAGGGUUUCACACACGACAAACCAUCAGUGCCUAGAAAGCUACUGAGGAGUGAGUUGGGAGAGCCUGUCCCUGCUGCCACCGUCUCUCAGGGUGCCGAGGCCAGCUGCGGCAGGGCAGGGACAGCAGCAUCCCUCUGCUCUGCCCUGCAGGCUUCCUACUACAAGGGCAACUGCCAAAACACACCGAAAAAUUGUGUCACAAUAAA